Molecule: messenger RNA, 1210 nt
Organism: Galendromus occidentalis (western predatory mite)
Lineage: Eukaryota; Metazoa; Arthropoda; Arachnida; Mesostigmata; Phytoseiidae
Product: inositol monophosphatase 1
Exons: 7
Coding region: 225-1061 (278 amino acids)
Biological process (GO): inositol metabolic process; phosphatidylinositol phosphate biosynthetic process; signal transduction
Molecular function (GO): inositol monophosphate 1-phosphatase activity
Source: RefSeq, a predicted model, not a curated record
GGUCACCCUCCGAGUGGUAAACUCCUUCCCCGAGCAGUCGCAUCCGCUCCUUGCCCGUAGAUCAGCAGCGACCAAGCGGCAGGAUCCACAGAUUGUUGACACAUACGACCGGUUCAUCAAGUGAAGGUCGCGUCUAAAAGCCUGUGAACUGUCAUUAACGAGUCAGAAUCGCUACGUGGAUAUUGAGGAAGCCCGAAGUCGCAGGCGCGAACCAACCUCCCAGAAUGCCGGUCGAAGUCAGUCAAAAGGAGCUCGACGAGUUUUUCCACUGCGCCCUCGACUUGGUCAAAGAGGCAGGACAGAUGGUCAGGAGUGCAAUACAAGAAGAUAAGCAGGUGGAGACUAAAGCGAGCUUCGCAGACUUGGUCACUGAAACUGACAAAGGCGUCGAGAAACUUCUGAUCAGCAAGCUAUCGGAAAAAUUCCCCGGCCAUUCAUUCAUCGGCGAGGAAUCGACCGCCGGGGGAACGAAAAACGAUCUGACGGAUAAUCCGACGUGGAUUAUCGAUCCUGUCGAUGGCACGAUGAAUUUCGUCCACACUUUCCCCAUGGUGGCCGUUUCAGUGGCUCUCGCUAUCAACAAAGAGAUCGCACUAGGUUUCAUUUACAACCCGGUGCUCGAGCUUUUGUAUACCGCCCGCAAAGGUCGAGGAGCUUUCGUCAACGAUGCCAAACUGAAAGUAUCAAGCUGCACGGAUUUGGCGAAAGCAGUUGUGAUGAGCGAAGCUGGAUCUGGGAGGGACCAGGAGAGAAUCGAUUUAAUCUUCCAAAAUAUGAAGAAUAUCUUACCGCGGGCGCAUGGCAUUCGUUCGUUGGGCUCCGCCUGCAUGAAUAUGGUCAUGGUAGCCGGCGGAAACGCCGAUGCCUACCAGGAAUUCGGCAUCCACUGCUGGGACAUUGCAGCCGGGAAGAUAAUCGUGGAAGAAGCCGGCGGUUACGUCUGCGAUAUGAACGGUGGUCCCCUGGACUUGAUGGCCAGGAGAGUUCUUUGUGCUUCGUCGCGCGAACUGGCGGAACAAAUCGUCAAGUUGGUCAAGUACAUGGAGCUUGAGAGAGAUUGAAACUUGAAACGUAAAAUCUCCGUCUUGAGGAAAAAUCAAAACGACAACGGAAUGGUCACGUGGAAGCACCGGAAGGAAUGAAAAGGUUCCAGAUGACGGAGAAGAAGCAGUAGAACAGUAGUCUAAUGAAUAAAAAAAGCUGAUGAAUA